AUGUGGUGGUCUGAGGGUCAGUUGGUGGGCGCGGCGGGCGCGGCGGCCGUUUUCCUGCUGCUGUCGCUGGUAGUGAGGCAGCUGCUGAAGCAGAGGCGGCCGAUCGGGUUCCCUCCUGGCCCAGCAGGGCUGCCUCUCAUCGGCAACAUUCACUCCCUGGCCUCGGAGCAGCCUCAUGUCUACAUGAAGAAGCAGAGCCAGCUCUACGGACAGAUAUUUAGUCUUGAUCUUGGAGGCAUAUCCAGCAUUGUACUGAAUGGCUACGAUGCAGUGAAAGAAUGCCUUGUUCAGCAAAGUGAGGUUUUUGCAGACAGGCCAUCUCUUCCUUUGUUCAAAAAGCUGACAAAAAUGGGAGGUUUAUUGAACUCAAGAUAUGGCAAAGGUUGGACAGAGCAUCGCAAAUUAGCUGUAACCAGUUUUCGGAUUUUUGGAUUUGGUCAAAAGUCCUUUGAAAGUAAAAUAUCAGAAGAAUCAAUGAUUUUCCUUGAGGCUGUUGAUACCUAUAAAGGCAAGCCUUUUGAUCUGAAAUAUUUGAUAACAAAUGCAGUUUCAAAUAUUUCUAACUUAAUUAUUUUUGGAGACCGAUUCACCUAUGAAGAUACCGAAUUUCAGCAUAUGAUAGAAAUAUUUAGUGAAAACAUUGAAUUGGCUGCUAGUGCAUCUGCAUUUUUGUAUAAUGCUUUUCCAUGGAUUGGUGUCUUGCCCUUUGGAAAACAUCAACAGCUCUUUAAAAAUGCAGCUGAAGUUUAUGAGUUUCUACUCUGUCUUAUUCAGCGUUUCUCCCAGAAUAGGAAACCUCAGUCACCUCGACAUUUCAUAGAUGCAUAUUUAGAUGAGAUGGAUAGAAAUAAAAAUGAACCAGAAUCUACAUUUUCAAUGGAAAACUUAAUUUUCUCUGUUGGAGAACUCAUAAUUGCUGGAACAGAAACAACAACAAAUGUUCUAAGAUGGGCUGUGUUGUUCAUGGCUCUUUAUCCUAAUAUGCAAGGGCAAGUUCAUAAAGAAAUUGAUUUAGUCAUUGGGCCAAACAAAACACCCUGCCUAGAAGAUAAAUGUAAAAUGCCAUACACAGAGGCAGUGCUGCAUGAAAUUUUAAGGUUCUGUAAUAUAGCUCCUCUAGGUAUUUUCCAUGCAACUUCCAAGGAUACAGUAGUGCGAGGCUAUUCUAUCCCUCAAGGCACUACAGUAAUUACAAAUCUGUAUUCAGUACAUUUUGAUGAAAAGUACUGGAGUAACCCGGAAAUGUUUUGUCCCGAGAGGUUUUUGGACAGUUCUGGACAGUUUCUCAAGAAUGAAGCAUUUGUUCCUUUUUCCCUAGGACGAAGACACUGUUUAGGAGAACAACUAGCCAGAAUGGAAAUGUUUUUAUUUUUUACUUCAUUACUUCAACGAUUUCAUCUGCAUUUUCCUAGUACUGUGACUCCAAACCUUAAGCCAAAGUUAGGCAUGACAUUGCAACCUCAUCCAUACCUUAUCUGUGCAGCAAGACGACACUGAAUGCAAAUGUUGUGGCAGUAGCUCAAAGUGUGAGGUUCUAGGGGCCAGGAACAUGGGGAAAAUGGUGAGAUAUUGUCGUGUACAUGACAGAUAUAACAAUUGCUUCCUUAAUCAAAUGGAAUAAAUCCUGUCCCAGAUACCAAAAAAAAAAAAAAAGGGAGAACCAAAAUACACUGUAUACCAUAGAAGGAGUUCCAACAUGUACAAGGAGAGAAAAGGAGUUCAUUUAUGAGAGCAGAGAAUAGAGAGUGGCCUGACAGAUAACUACACAUGAGAGGUGUCCAGCAACUGGGAUAGGGGUGGCUCUUGUGCCAGGCAAGAACUAUCUGUACUUCUCAAACUCAUUCUCCUAGAAAAGCUCCAAACGGCUAUCAACAAGCUAAUAAACCUGCUCUAGUAUUUGUCUUCUUUCUGCUGCUGCCUUUUAGUCAAGGCCGUCUGUCCUAACCUAUAUCAAAGUGGUUGUUUCCUCCUUCAGUCAAUUCAAACUAUGCGAGCUUGGAGAGGCUGUUUUUCCAUUGCUUUGGAGGUACAUAAGAACAUAAGAAGAGCCAUGCUGGAUCAGACCAAGGGUCCAUCUCGUCCAGCACUCUGGUCACGCAGUGGCCAACACAGUGGCCAGGGACCAACAUGCUAGAAAACCUCUCAAUGCUUCAGGCAUCUCAGACAUACUUUUACAGUAGAUGGGUACCUGUACACUAUUCCAAACCACUUUGGCUA
Messenger RNA from Elgaria multicarinata webbii, 2217 nucleotides. RefSeq names its product vitamin D 25-hydroxylase. Gene Ontology annotation, cellular component: intracellular membrane-bounded organelle; cytoplasm. Gene Ontology annotation, molecular function: oxidoreductase activity, acting on paired donors, with incorporation or reduction of molecular oxygen, reduced flavin or flavoprotein as one donor, and incorporation of one atom of oxygen; heme binding; iron ion binding. The record is from RefSeq and is a predicted model, not a curated record. The coding region runs from base 1 to 1497 and encodes 498 amino acids. NCBI's taxonomy places the organism in Eukaryota, Metazoa, Chordata, Lepidosauria, Squamata, Anguidae. The transcript is spliced from 5 exons. Gene Ontology annotation, biological process: xenobiotic metabolic process.